UUCUUAAAAGUUACAUUAUGUUUAUUACGUGUAAAAGUGUAAAACACUUUAUGAUUGUCAUUUUAGAAUCUAUGGAGAGCCACAAAUGUAUUGAUUUUACAAUAAUGUGUGUGUUUUUUUUUUUUUUUUUGUCAAAACAGUCCACGAAAUAAACUAAUAAAUGCAGUUGUGCACACUUACAUGUUAUCGUGUUUUAUACAUUAUAUAUGAGGCGUCAAACGUUUACUUAGUUGUUAAUUUAUAAAACACCAACGAAUUAUAUUUUACCUAUUCGGAAAUUCUCAUAUAGUUAUAUUGAUAUAUAAUUUGUAAAGUAACACGUUAGUCUUUCUUUGUAGUGAACUGAACAUUAACAAUGAUAUCUUAUAAAGUUUUAAUAACAGUAACUGUGAUAUACAUUAUAAGUUGUAGCGGUUCCGUAGAAGAGUGCGAAGAAAAAUUACAAGAGAUCGGAUUUUCAAAUUCUUCAUUUAUGAGCUACUGCUUUGCAAGGCAAUUUCCGGGUAUUUUACAGUUUAAAAGUCUUGUGAUAAGAAAUCAAGAUCCUAUAUUAAGCGAAUUUGAAGUUGAGUUCUUCUCUACAUUUAGGAACAAAUUUAAAAAAGGGGAAGACAAACUAAAAACUCCAAAGGAAUAUUGUGAAGGAUUAACCAAUUAUUUCAUUGUUCAACCAAGUAAGUCAACUAAAUAUGUAAUUGUACACAUUUUAUAUUAUAUUCAAUUUAUAUGCAAACUGUAAAUAGAAACCUCUAUAGUCUAUAUAUAUAUAUAUAUACCUAAACCUAACCUUCAUAUUGGUGAUAUACCAAUCGAUGUAUAUGAAUUCAAUGCAGGUCAAGUAUAAUUAAUAUAAAUAUUAUAUUUUAUAAUCAUUAAAGCGAUUUUGGAAACGAUAAUGAAACACAUUACUCGACUAUUUGAAGUUUUAUUACUACUACUAAAGUCACUGUUAUUAUCACUCAUAUUGGCUAUAAUAUUGUAGCCGUAUUGUUCCAACUUUUUUCAUAAUAAUUUGAGGGCCAUAAAAAUAUUGUUAGGUUAGGUACAAAGAAGCCGCGCGAUGAUCAAUUUUGAAUAUAACUAACUAUUUUUCGACAAAAAAUUUACUAGGUGUAGGUAACUGAAAAUCUAAUAACCGUGGUUGUUAGACCUUGAAUUUUCACCAAUCGUUUUAUAUAGUAGUGAUUAGCAAUAGUUAGAUCAAUAAAGAGUAAUGAUCACCACUGUAUGGGUCGGUGGUUUUCAAAUAUGUAUUAAACACUGACCUCUUUUUUUGCACUAAAUAAUUUGAUGAACAGAAUUGUUUUGAAUUAUAAUUAUAUACAUUUAAUUAAAAAAGUGUGCUUGAUGGGCUCACUGCUAUGCAUUCAGACUGAAAGAGGAUGAUUUCAAAGGGUGGGUUAAACGGUUUGAACUUUAUAUUCAGCUCAAUGAAGUAUAAACGAACAUGAAAAAAAAAUAAAUAUUUUUAACCAUGAUUUGGUAAUGAAGGUAAUUGAUAUUAAAAUAUUGAUAUUCGAAUACAUGAACCCUAAGCCAAUGUGGUCGUGGAACGUCCAAAUGCCAUUAAAAUUUAGGUACCUAACAUAUAUAAAAUGUUAAACAUUAAAUAUUUUAGUUAAAAAUGAACAUUAAAUUGAAAAAACUGUAUUAUAUAAGUUCUAAUAACAUUAGAAUACAUUUUUGCUGUACUAUUAUAAUAGCGAUUAAUUGUGUGAAUGUCAGUAUUAAAUUUGUAUAACAUAAUUAUUUUUAAAUAGAACCAAUAAUAAAAGGUAAGUACCUAUACUAUUAUUAACCUUCUAUUUAUAAUAUUACUUAUUAAGAAUUAACUUGCAGUGUUAUACAUAUGUGGGAUGCCGGAUGACACACAAAAAUGUUAUGUAAAUAGGACAUUUUGAUGUACAUAAAUGUACUCAAUUCAGUGUAGGAAAAGUGUCUUUUAAAAAUGAAUUCGUUCCUGAUCCUCGUUCCUGUUGUAAUAAAAGGAACUCAUUCCCGUUCUUUUACAUUUUUUUUUGCGAUCUGAGCGCUUGUCAAUAUGGUGUUUUUUGCGGACAAAUUUUAAACCAGAAAUAAUUGGCUAAUUAUCAUAUUCAUUACCUCUUCUGAUACGUAAUUGAACCACUUAUCACCCAUGUGUAUUGCGCCAAUGGUGUGCUGUGUGUUCAGUCACAGACACAUUGUCAUUCCAGUUCUAUGUUACAUUUAUAUUACCUAUUCUUAUAUUCAUGUAACAGUAUUUAUAUAAAUGAUAAACAUGAAGUCAUGUUAUUUAUCAAUGUUACUGGCAAUAUGUGUAAUUCAAUCAUUACAUACAAUUAAAUCUUUUAAAAGAUAACAGAUGAUCGUUCUAUCGACUGGGAACCAAGAAUGGUAGCUCACAAAGUAUAUGCAAGCUCACAGUUCACUGUUUGUCAAAAAAAAAAAAAAAUAUUGCAUUUAUAUGAGGUACCAAC
Molecule: messenger RNA, 2459 nt
Organism: Acyrthosiphon pisum (pea aphid)
Lineage: Eukaryota; Metazoa; Arthropoda; Insecta; Hemiptera; Aphididae
Exons: 9
Coding region: 356-739 (127 amino acids)
Source: RefSeq, a predicted model, not a curated record